UUAGAAACUCGAUCUGUUGGUGAUCGCAGCAUGCACAAGUAAGUGGGGACCAAGCCGGCUAGCUAGUAGGUAGUUUCAGCGUGCCUGCCAGCAUGAGCUUGUCGGCACGAGGGUAUCCUUGAAGAAAGCAAGAACGAAGCAUAGCUGAAAGAAAAGGCGAGAGAGCAAAUAAAUGAGCAAAUCCACCAGGAAUAGUCUACAUGUAGCUGUCUCGGAAAGAUCUUUGUCCACAGCACCGACCAAAUAAUUGGAGCAACAGGCGCCAUGAGGAGGGAUCAUAUCAAUAAUAUUUUGGGUGGUGCGGUCUCAUUUUUUGGGGAGCCAGAGUUGAAGUAGGAGUACGUCAGCAGUACGUCACUAGCAAAAUUAGUUGCAAAUUAUUGGUCAUUUGUUUGUAAAAAUGAUGUUCACAAUGGACACCGGUUCCCACGUACGGUGCACUUUCCUAAUUGUGUGUGAAAACCUCCUCGACUCGAAACAGAAGGCUUUGAAACGUGGCUUGUGCGUGGAACGAACGGAAUAGAAGAUUGGAGUUCCAAGAGGUGUGUGUCAUUCCAAGAAAAGCGAAGUGAAUUCACAAGAGCAAGAGCAAAGAGCACCAAGCAACUCACCUCUAGAAUAGACUCAUAAUAAGAGACAACCAACGGCCACAGCAACAACAUCGACAUGUUCAGCACCAACGAUAUCAACAACAACAACAACAGCAACACUACUAGCACUACUACUACCAGUCCCAUGAAUUCCCUGUUCAGUUUCGACAAGCGCAAUUGCAACCGACGCAGUCGUGCCGCUGGUACUGAUUCUACGUACCGAUACAACACUGACACUAUUGAAGAAGAUGACACUAGCGUUUGCAGCAGCGUGUCUGCUUUGACGGACGACGAACAAGACGACCAUGGCGCUCUUACUACUAGUAGGCCUACACCAGCUAUUCUUGCUCCUACUUCCAUAACAACUCCGACCGUCAACGCCACCCGAAUGAAAAAGAGUCGAUUCGCCAUCACCAAGGCUAGGGUUAAUGCUACGACUCAGUCCAGUCCCGCAUCUGACGCCGUCUCCAUCUCCUUUCUACAUGUAGCCAAGCAACCCAACCCGGGCACUACACCAUUGGGCACAACACCAUCAUCAAUAGGCAGACCAACGCAAGUCAUACAAAAAGCACUGGCGGGACUACGACCGGGAGGUGUCUUUUUCGUAUUGGACUACAAAGACGAAGCGAACCAGCCCUGUCCGUCCAUGGCCAUGAAAGAGAUCCCGCAGGACCUCGUCGAGAAAUGGAGCCUGACCAUGGUUCCCACCAACCUGGAAACGUUCUACAAUACCAAACUCAAGCUACCGUCUUCCAAACCAGCAGCACCACGAACGUCCUCUUUACCAGCUUCUAAGCGAAUCGUACGAUGGAUGGGAAUCAAACCACGUCAACAGGUUUCUCCGGCCGCAAACUAAUAAAUGAAAACAAAGAGAUUGGAGGUGCAUUGCCAAUGCCUUGCUUGCUUUGCUUUGCUUGCUUGCUCGCUCCUUUGCUCUGACCUGACGUUACAUGGAACAGACUUAGCUUUGCUUGCCUGCUUGCUUGCUUUCCUCUUUUUCUCGCACUCUCAAACGCUCAUAAGCAAAAUCUACCAAGACCUUCCGCAACAACAUCCACUCUUCGUCUUGCUCUCUUCCUAGAAUCCUGAUUACUGUUGCCGCCUCUUUCCUCUCUUUCUCCUUGAAGUCUCAUAAUGCAGCAUUGCGCUUUCGGUUUCAACAAAGCAACCAACCAAUCAAAUAAUAAAUACACAACAAGUCUAAACGAAGUACCAGUAGAUAGAAUGGGAUUAUGGUUGUGGCACGAAAAACUCACUGCUCCCGU
Messenger RNA from Seminavis robusta, 1855 nucleotides. The record is from the annotation of a GenBank genome assembly. Lineage: Eukaryota; Bacillariophyta; Bacillariophyceae; Naviculales; Naviculaceae.